AUGGAGCACCAGAUUGCCAAUUGUCCACUAAUCAGUGAUGCUCAAUCAGCUGGCAAACCAAACCCUAAACCAACCAAUGUAGGAGGGACCAGGUCAAGGGUGCCAGCCAGGGUAUACUCUUUGGACCAGCAAUCGGUACCUGAACCAUCGAAAGUAGUGGAAGACCCUGGUGCAACCCAUUCUUUUGUUACCCCCGCAUUUAUGUUUGGAAUUGAUGUGAAAGCCGAAAGGCUACCAUAUGACCUAGAAGUGAAGACACCUACGGGUAACCAAUCUUUACUUGCCAAUGAGGUGUAUAGAAACUGUGAUAUUUGGGUUGGUGAGUGGAAAUUAGUCAUUGACCUUAUAAGUCUAACUAUUAAGGGAUACGACGUUAUUUUAGAAAUGGAUUGGCUAGCUCAUUAUCAUGCUCGAGUAGAUUGUCGUAUGAAGGUGGUUGAGUUUUGCAUACCGAGUGAGGCAACUCUAAAACUAGACGUGAGGGGUAUGCUAGCCUCAUCUGCCCUUAUUUCGGGAAUAAGGGUUAGGAAAUUGCUUAGUUAUGGGGCACGGGGUUAUCUAGCUUUUCUAGUUAACACUCCAGGAGAAAAGAUUAAGUUAGAAGAUAUGCCGGUGAUCAAUGAGUAUCCAGACAUGUUUCCGGAGGAGCUGGUGUCAUUGCCACCCAAAAGAGAGAUUGAAUUUAGGUUGACCUAG
Molecule: messenger RNA, 696 nt
Organism: Coffea arabica (coffee)
Lineage: Eukaryota; Viridiplantae; Streptophyta; Magnoliopsida; Gentianales; Rubiaceae
Source: RefSeq, a predicted model, not a curated record